UUGGUCUUGGUUGUUUAUUUAGUUAAACUCCAUCUCUCUCUCUCUCUCUCUCUCUCUCUCAAGCUUCUAUGGUUUGAGGUGGAUUCUGUUUCCAUGUUCUUACUUCUCUCUUUCUCUCUUGUUUCGCGGCGAGGGAGGAGGAAGUAGAGGAGUAGAAGAAAGAAAUUUCUCUCACUCUACGAAACUUCCUCUUUCUGUCUCUCUCUCAGCUUGACUUUUGAUCGAAGACAAAGCUUUCUUUUUUAAUCUUCCAGACAGUGUGCCCAUCUUCAAAAAUUAUCUAGGUGGAGAAACCUCCAAAGUACUCCAUGUUGGGUCAUUCUGAAGGUCAAUUCAACAUUACAGCAGUUAAUGUUCUUGAAGAAGCUGGGAAAACUGCUUGUGGAAUUGCUCCUGGAAUUAGUGCGUUUCAUUCAUCAAAUGAUGUGGGCUUGUUUUCUAGCUCCUUGAUGGUUCUUCCUCGUGAAAUAUUGAAUUUUACGGAUUUUGAACAUGGUGGUCAAUCUGUUGAUGAUUACUUGCCUAAUUUAAAUAAACUUCACCAAGUUAAUGAGCCUAUGAAUCCACUUGAACAUGUUGAAGCAAAUGCAAUAGAAAGGAUGCUUCCUGAUGAUGAAGUCGAGCUUUUUGCUGGCAUAAUGGAUGAUUUUGACCUAAGUGGUCUGCCUAUUCAGCUGGAGGAUUUGGAAGAUGACCUUUUCAGCAGUGGAGGGAGCAUGGAAUUAGAUUUGGAGGCACAAGAAAGCCUUAGCAUUGGUAUCUCAAAAUUAAGCAUUUGUGAUGGUAUCACUUCAAAUGGAAUUGGUCACUAUGCAGUUCCAAAUAGUGUGGGAACAGUGGCUGGGGAACAUCCCUAUGGGGAGCACCCGUCAAGGACAUUGUUUGUGAGGAAUAUCAAUAUCAAUGUUGAGGACUCUGAAUUAAGAGCUCUUUUUGAGAUUACCAAGUUCCAUAUUAUGUUCUACGGUUGGAAUGUGUAUCCAAGGUUUACUUUCCAGGAAUUUCCAAAGUACCUACCUUUGAUGAGGUUCCACGCCAUACAAAAAAAAAAUGUUCCACUUAUAAUGCAAUAUGGGGAUAUCAGGACUUUAUACACUGCGUGCAAGCACAGAGGCUUUGUGAUGAUAUCUUACUAUGAUAUCCGAGAUGCUCGUACUGCUAUGCGUGCAUUACAAAAUAAGCCCCUGAGGCGAAGAAAACUUGACAUUCAUUUUUCAAUUCCAAAGGAUAACCCAUCAGAAAAGGAUAUCAACCAAGGAACUCUUGUGGUAUUCAAUUUGGAUCCAUCGGUGUCAAAUGAUGACCUUUGCCAAAUAUUUGGGGUGUAUGGGGAGGUCAAAGAGAUCAGGGAAACACCUCACAAGAGACAUCAUAAGUUCAUAGAAUUCUAUGAUGUUAGAGCUGCAGAGGCAGCUCUUAAAGCAUUAAAUAGGAGUGACAUUGCUGGGAAACGCAUAAAGCUUGAACCUAGCCGUCCUGGUGGAGCACGCCGAAGCUUGAUGCAGCAACUAAGUCAAGAGCUAGAGCUAGAUGAAGCUCGAGGCUUCCAAUAUCAUGUGGGUUCACCUGUCACCAACUCUUCUCCAGGUAACUGGCUGCAAUUUGGCAGUGCAGGUGAUCAUAAUCCUCUGCAUGCUUUUAGCAAGUCCCCUGGUCGAGGAAAUCUCAGCCCUUUAAGUAGCAACCAAAUGCCUGGGUUAACUUCAAUUCCUCCACGUCAUCUGUCUAACUCUGCAAAAUUUGCACCAAUUGGUAAGGACACCGGAAGGGUGAACCUUAUAUUUCCUAACACUGGGCAAACGCAAGGAACAGCAUAUCAGCAUUCCCGUUCCUUUUCUGAGCAGAAAUUUAUUGCUAGUCCAGGAACACUAUCUCCAUGUUCCGACAUGAAUCUGAAUUCACCUGGCAUUGGAACUUUAUCUGGUCCUCAGUUUCUCUGGGGAAGUCCUGGCCCUUACUCUGAGCAUAUCAAUUCUUCUGCAUGGCAAACAUCAUCUGUGGGGCACCCAUUUGCAUCCAGUGGACACGAUCAGGGUUUUCCAUAUACGGGUGAAAAAGAUUCUUUUCUUGGCUUGCAUAACCACCAUCAUGUUGGAUCUGCUCCAUCUGUUGUUCCUCUUCAAAGGCAGUUUGGCUUCUUCCCGGAGUCACCAGACACAUCCUUCAUGAAUCCAGUUGCAUUUUCGAACAUGGAUUCAAGUCGCAACAAUGUUAUGAACAUUGGUGCUCAUGUAGGUCUUUCAGGAAACGUAACUGAAAAUGGUUCACCCAGUUUCAGAAUCAUGUCCCUGCCAAGGCAUGCUCCCAUGUUCCUUGGCAAUGGUUCUUAUCCAGGACCCAGAGCAACCGGCUAUGAGGGACUAGGUGAAUGUGGCCCAAGUCGGCGAGUUGAGAAUAGUUGGAAUCUGACAGAUGGCCAGAAGCAGUACCAGCUUGAUUUGGAUAAAAUUAUCAGCGGGGAAGAUUUCAGGACUACCUUGAUGAUUAAAAACAUCCCUAACAAGUACACUUCGAAGAUGCUACUGGCGGCUAUUGAUGAAAAUCACCAGGGUACUUAUGAUUUUAUUUACUUGCCAAUUGAUUUUAAGAAUAAGUGCAAUGUGGGUUAUGCCUUCAUCAAUAUGGUCUCUCCUUCCCACAUUAUCCCCUUCUAUGAGGCAUUUCAUGGAAAGAAGUGGGAGAAGUUUAAUAGUGAAAAAGUUUCUUCAUUGGCAUAUGCACGAAUCCAGGGCAAGCCUGCCCUUGUGACACACUUUCAGAAUUCAAGCCUAACGAAUGAAGAUAGACAAUGCUGGCCAAUUAUCUUCUCCUCAGAGGGACAAGAGACAAGUGAUCAGGAACCUUUCCUUUCUAGAAACUUGAACAUUUGUAUUCGUCAACCAGAUGGAUCUUACUCAGGGGAUUCUUUGGAGAGCCCAAAGGGAAAUGUGGAAAAGAAGCCAGAGAAAGACUAACAGUGUAUGGAAAUCUUAUUCUCAGACUUCAGAAAUGGAGUUGGGAGCUUCUAAGUGUUACAUAGUCGUUAUUGGUAUGUAAAGGUGAAAGAGGACAAAGUAACAUGUAUAUAACUGCCCAUACGAUUGCAUUGUCCCCUCUGGGUGAUGGAUGCUUGAGAAAUAUCUCAUGAAGAAGUAUAGAAGGAAAAGAGACAGCAUUGUGUGUAUAUAAAGCUACGGAUUGCUAAUUGACAACGGGGGAAGAAUAAAGUGAUCAAGUAUUGCUGAAUUGUGAAGUCUAUCUGCAGCAAUAUGCAUCACUCGUCGAUUUGUGCAGGCUCCCCUUCCGGGUUUUCCUUUCCGUCUUCCCUCUGGUUUUGUUUUUUUUUCCUGCCAUUGGAAAAUAUGAUUUAUAUAUUCAUGGGUAGAUGUCUAUAGAAUAUGGGGCUAUUAAAAACUGUACAGAUAGGAGACGAACACAAUAUCCUGUUGAUGCGUUGUUCAGUGUUGGCGAAAUGUGCCGUAUGAAAAUGUGUAUCCGAUAAAAAUAUAUGGUUGGUGCAUGUGUUGUUAUUCUCUCA
This is a messenger RNA of Carya illinoinensis, 3517 nucleotides long. Its product is annotated as protein MEI2-like 2. Lineage: Eukaryota; Viridiplantae; Streptophyta; Magnoliopsida; Fagales; Juglandaceae. The coding region runs from base 309 to 2954 and encodes 881 amino acids. Gene Ontology annotation, molecular function: RNA binding. The transcript has 14 exons. The record is from RefSeq and is a predicted model, not a curated record.